UUUCAGGUCAGCAUCAGCUAUCUGUUCCUUCCAUGAUCCCCUUUCUCCUAGCUUGCCCAAACCACGGAAGUCAACACAGAAAUGCAUGGCGACAGGCAGCCGGCGGCGGCGGCGGGCGUAUCCAAGGUGCUGGACGACGACGACCUCCUCAUCAAGAUUUUCCUCCGCGUCGGCUUCCCCACCACCCUCGUCCGCUCCGCCCUCGUCUGCAAGCGCUGGCUAGGGCACGCCUCCGACCGCGCCUUCCUCCGCCGUUUCCGGGAGCUCCACCCGCCCCGCCUCCUCGGCUUCUACAUCGAGGAACUGGGGAUUCGAUCGCCAUCCUUCGUCCCGAUGCUGCCUCAGCCCCCGGAGCUCGCUAACGUCAUCCGGCACGCAAGCUUCGGGCGAGCGCAGGCCAUUACUGCAGCCCUCUCCAAAGAAGACCACGGUGACAUUUCCUACUUCUACUUGUAUGUGGAGUGUACCCUGGGCAAACCAGAAUAUAAGGUGCACAUAUAUGUUCUGCAUAGUGGUUCUUGGAUCCCGCACCAUCUUUUCGUCAUAAACCAACACCCUCAUCCGCUUUCUGAACGAAAUGUUGUGAUUGUCAACAACAAAAUUUAUUUGCCGGCGGGCCUGAGCCAGAUCAUUGUCCUGGAUUUGAUAGAUUCGAGUGUCUCCACAAUUCAGCUUCCACAAGGCGUGGAGCAUGGCAAGAGGGGUACCGCCAUAUUGGCACGUGCUGAUGAUGCUUCCAGUCUAUAUGCCAUCCAUGUUGAGGAGUUUCAACUUCGCAUCUGGCUCCACAAGGUGGACAACUGGUUGCUGGUGGAUGCAAUAUGUAUGCGUGAGAUGUGUGCUAACUUGAGGAUAUCAGGUUGCAUGGAUGAGGAUGAGCACACUGCUCUUCUCAUAAACCAGGUGUGGGACUACUCUGAGUCUGUGUUCUUCAGGAUGGGUCCUUGUGCGCUUCACUUGGAUAUCAAGUCUAGGACAUUGCGUAAAGUGUAUGAAACAAAAGAGGGUCAUUUGGGUAAUGCCCAUCCUUUUAGGAUGAUCUGGCCUCCCACAUUUCCCGCACUCAAGUAUGAUCCUGCAAGGUUUGUCUUUUGGCCUUAG
Messenger RNA from Lolium rigidum, 1101 nucleotides. RefSeq lists its product as uncharacterized. The coding region runs from base 82 to 1101 and encodes 339 amino acids. NCBI's taxonomy places the organism in Eukaryota, Viridiplantae, Streptophyta, Magnoliopsida, Poales, Poaceae. The transcript has 2 exons. Gene Ontology annotation, molecular function: protein binding. The record is from RefSeq and is a predicted model, not a curated record.